Messenger RNA from Hipposideros armiger (great roundleaf bat), 3942 nucleotides. RefSeq names its product chromosome unknown C20orf144 homolog (gene CUNH20orf144). Bases 785 to 1447 code for a protein of 220 amino acids. The transcript is spliced from 2 exons. The record is from RefSeq and is a predicted model, not a curated record. NCBI's taxonomy places the organism in Eukaryota, Metazoa, Chordata, Mammalia, Chiroptera, Hipposideridae.
CAACCCAAGAGCAGGCACUGCAGACACACGCACACACCAGCACGGAGCCCAACCUAUAUCACCAGCCUCCCCCAACCCCUCGCAAGAUGGGCAGAGAGACAGAGGCCAACCACAUGCCAGGCCCUCAGGAGCCAUGAUCCAGGUGCCUGCCCUCCCUCUACAAGGGGCCUCAGAAGCACCAUCCAUCAAGGGCUUUGUCACCUGCCCAUGACCUUCCUCGGUUCAGCCAUCAGAUGGCUUAUGAACUGGGAGGCAAGGACAGAAGGGAAGCUGUGUCCUCUCAUUCUCAAAUAUGCCAGGGGUUUCUGUCCAGUCUCUACACUUCUACCCCAGACUUCCUGGCUAUGCUCUGAGCUCUCUAAAAUCCUUAAGUACCCUUUUGGGUACUUAAGAUGAUUUAUCCGUUUCUAUUGCUUACAACCAAAGAACCCGGCUGACACAAGCACCCACUCGAUGCCAGGCCCUUUUCCACGCAGAAUUUCAUUUAAUCCUCAUAACAACUUACAGGAACCAUAAUUGACCCCAUUUUGUAGAUAAGAAGAAUGAGGCCUAGAGCAGUUGAUUACCUUGGCCAAGGUCACACAACUAGUUAGUGGCAGAGCCACGAUUCAAACCCAGGCCACAGGAAUCCCUCUAUUCAUCACUAAGCACCUUACAAGUAUCGCCUCAUUUAUGAUCACUAGCCUCUUUUUACAGCUGAGAAACCAAGGCCAGAAGUCACAGAGUGAAUGGAGCCAAGAUUUGUCUGUGGGUUCUGGGAGGAGGAGCUCAGAACCUGGAGCUGAUGAGGUCAAUCCAUGAGGUCACAAUGUGGCCUCCCCAGGACAAUGCCAGGGGAGGAGGCCCCUGGCCAGAGGGCAGGGCAAAGCAGCAUGGGCAGUGGACCCCAGUGUUGACUAGCCCUGCCAUGGGAAACAACAGUUCCCGCAAGAGGACCCAAGUGCCCAAGCAGGCUGUCAAGGAGAGGCCACCUGAUAUGGACAAGGCCAGAGGAAAACAGUUCUUCAGCCACCUGAAGCAGAAGCCAAACACCAAGAUCGUGCUGCUGUUUCCCCUGGACAAGCGGCAGCAGCGAGUCGAGGUGGCGGAGGGCCCGGGCGUGCCACCCAGGCGGCCGAGCGAGGACGCGACGGGCGCCCAGGGGGGUUCCCCGGGGGUGACACCCAUGAUGAGAGGAGCAGGUGACGGCGCAGAGCGGCACGACAGCGCGCGCGAGAGAGAGAUGAAGAAGAUUCUGGUUCUGCUGUUGUUGCUGGACUCGCGACUGCAGGAGGAGGGGCACUGCGCGGCGGGCGGGGCCGGAGCAGGAGGCGGAGCCAAGGCCGCGCAGGGCUGGCAGCGACUCUAUAAGCGCCUGGUGACCGAAAGCGAGACCCACAGCGAGGCUGACCUCGCCGCCGAGGAGCAGCCUCGCAACCGGUGCCGCUGUCCUCGCCCGCGGCCCUGAACGCCUGGCCCAGCCCCUCGGCCCCGGCCCAAUAAAGAGUGCAUAGCAACCCCAGCGCCUGCUAGCUCUAUCUGAGGCAUUGCGGUGCAAGAGCAAGACAGGGAUGAACAGGCGAAUUGAGGACAGAGCAAGGCCAUGGUCUGGAGCCAAGGCUGGCUUUGCCUUCUCCUGUGACCCAAGCUCGGGGAACCCUGCCACACCGGAGGAAGGAGGCUGUUCCCCAUCCCAAUUCCAGGCCCAGGUCAGACCCUGCCAGGUCUGCAAGCCCAAGGGAGGUGAGCUUGGGCAAAGCCAGGCUUGACCACGCUAGGAGGGGCCUGCUUCCAGCAGAAGCAUGGCAUCUCCAAGAGUCCCCAGCCUUCACAAGUCCUUCUUAGGUAGAGGGAGGGUCCCAGGCAAACAGCCACCACCUUGGAGAACUGCAAGAGUCCUACCGUCAGCAGGAUCGGGGCUUGAGACUAACAUUCUGCAUGUGAGAGCACCCAGGAGAGGCUGGGGUCCCUGGGCCUCUGACCCUGCUCUCAUUCCUACCCCACUCUGGUUGGUAAGCCCCAAGGCACCUCAGUCACUUGUCUCCCAACCUACCCUGUCCCAUCCCCCUCCCCACACUGCAGCCAAAGGCUUCUUCCAAACCACUUCUCUGUAGGGCAGUUCACUCUGCUCACUGGUUCUCCAUUGCCCGUAGGGAAAUGCCCAAACCUAUUACUGCAAUGUACAAGCCCCGCCCCCCAGCCUCAGUCUUACCCUCUAGGGCUUCUCAGUGAGUUCCACCUCACUCCUGCUCUGGUCAUAUUGCCACUUGUAGUCUCCAACUUGAGGCUCACCUCCCCAGUUCACCCAUGAGAGGCCCAGCACAUUUUCUGUGGGCAUCUGCUGCUUUUCACUCUCAGGUCCCAAACCCAGCUCCAAACCCUAGAGCCUCCCCAGGCCUUCCAGCUUGUUUCCCACGGGAGACCAACCUUAGAAUGACCCCUUGGGGAGUAGAUGCAGCAGGUGAAGGUCCCAGCUCAUUAAAGCCACAAGCCCAGCUUCUGCUGAAGAUGCAGUUUUGUCACUGUCAACAUAACAUCUCCUCCACAUCACCUGCAUCAGGCUGGAGGUUGCAUGACCCAUAGCAUCUCUUGCUGCCUAUAAGAACUGACCCUGCCAUACCAUUCACUUGGUUACAAUCAGUGUAACCAUGUUUCUCACUGUGGCCGCACCUCCUGGUGAUAAGCCAUUGGCCCAAUCUGGUCCUAUUGGCCCCUCCGCUGGGACUGUAAUUCAGGAGCUAUAAGACUAUUUUCUACACGCACAUGCACAAGCUGAAGUCAGUCUUCAGAAUAAAAAUACAGUGUACAGCGAGUGCAUAUCCUGGGUUCCCCACAGCCCAGCAAUCAUCACCCUUACCCUUGGUAUCCACAAGACAUUCAAGAUCCAUGUAAUAAAAUCCCUAUUUUAGCUUAAGCUCACCUGAGUGGGUCUUCAAUUUGCAACCAAAAUGGUCCUAAAGAGAAUAACAAGACUCUGCAAAGACCAGAAGUGGCCUCUUUCUUGUGUGUGAAGAUUACUACCUUUUGGAGAAGGAAAAACAAAAAAGAGCCCAGGAAGAGAUUAGGAAUUGCUUAGGGGUGCACAGUGAGUCAGCUUCAGAAUUGCAUCCAAACUCAGAUGCACAUGAGCCCAUAGGUGUGGUCCCUCUGUGGGCUGCCUGGGCCCCUCAAGGCUAAGCACACAGAUCCUCAGAGUGGCUCUAAAUCUGUGAUUAUGAGCUUUUGUCUUCAGCAUUGAGAGGGGAGGAGCCCCACAUUUGGCCAGAGUACAUCAGAUAAUCCAAAGUCAUUUGGGGAAAGAAUCAGAUUGGUUGUACUGGGAAGUGGAAGCCAGACCCGAUUGCCCAAAUCACUGCCCUUGACCCUGCCUCAGGAGAGAGGAUGAGUCCAGGGAGUCUUCAUCCGGGCAGAGUGCUGCGGAAGCACAGCAAGUGCUGUGGACUGAGGUCACAAUGAGUCCAAGUUCUUUUCCUGCAUUCUCUGACCACCCUCUCCUACAUCCACAACCAGAAACUACCUUAGGCCAAGCCCAGGUGAGAGGUCCAAGAUGCUGCCUGGGGCUUAAGCACUGGGCUGGAUUCCAGGAUCCCCAAAGGGGGAUAUAUUGCGGGAUGACAUUGCCUCAAGGCCCCUUCGUUCUCAAAGCUGCUCCUUGGAGGCUUCUUAGUAUCUAAACGGAUUUGGCUUGGCCCCUCUCAUUCACCUCUAUGAGGGCUGAGGGGGCUCAGAGAGAGGGUGGGGCCUAGUGCCAGAGGUGCACCAGUAACCGUGGGAGCGGAGACUGACACUUGAACCAGAGGCCGGUCCUCAGGUCUUGGGGUUGGAGCCAAGAGCUAAAAAGAGACAUCCACUCUGGCCAGAAGGACGGAACCUCAAGACCAGAGGGCAGAACCAAGAAUUGAGAACGUCAUCUAGUCCAUCAAAGCAGGGAUUCAGGCCCAAGGGGCAGAGCCAAGAACUGAA